Messenger RNA from Aspergillus versicolor CBS 583.65, 872 nucleotides. RefSeq names its product putative urea hydro-lyase/cyanamide hydratase. NCBI's taxonomy places the organism in Eukaryota, Fungi, Ascomycota, Eurotiomycetes, Eurotiales, Aspergillaceae. Bases 36 to 761 code for a protein of 241 amino acids. The record is from RefSeq and is a predicted model, not a curated record. The transcript has 2 exons.
AUUUUUACUCCCACAGCAUACAUUGAUCAGAUAUAAUGUCGGACACUGUCAAAAAGCACGGCUUCACCGCCGUCCCCGCAAACCCGGAGACCGUCUUCCAGGACGCAAACCUCAAAGCAAAAGGCAGCCCAGUUACAAUUGCAGUAUCUGAAACACCCACUCCUGCGACUCCUCUGGCACGUAGAGUCGAUGAAUACAGUCGCCAGAAGCUACCCAAACCCGUAUACCUGCACAGCCUACGGGUAUACCACCUCGGACUCGCGAUGAAGCGCUACGUCGCCCCAGACUGGGAGUUCAGUGACGAGACAUACUUCCUAGCAUGUCUGCUGCACGAUCUUGGUGGGACGCCCGAGAACCUACGCGCGACUUUACUGAGCCACGAGUUCUUUGCCGGAUUUCUCGCCCUGGACCUCUUGCAGAAGGACUCUGCGGGCGGGAAUGCGGUGGCGUCGAAGCCUCAGGCGGAGAGUGUAGCAGAGGCCAUUAUUCGACACCAGAACUUGUGUCAGACGGGGAGUCUUACGGCCAUGGGGCAGAUAUUGCAGCUUGCAACGAUAUUUGAUAAUACUGGGGCACACUCCCAUUUGCUUCAUGAUGAUACGAUUCAGGAUGUGAUUAAGCACUAUCCACGCACGGGCUGGAGUUCGUGCUUUGCGUCUGUGGUACGCGACGAGACCACUUUGAAGCCGUGGGCGCACACAACUGUCAUUGGUGGAUUUGGGGAGAAGAUCCUGGCGAACCCUUAUAGUAAGUACGAUUAGCAUGAUAUGAUGUUGGAUGUAAUCAGAUUGAAAUAUUGUACUUAAUAUGGAUUUAAUACAUUAAUUUCGACACGCGCACCCUUCGUGACAUGGGAUGAACCACACCAUGAG